This is a messenger RNA of Canariomyces notabilis, 1885 nucleotides long. RefSeq lists its product as uncharacterized. NCBI's taxonomy places the organism in Eukaryota, Fungi, Ascomycota, Sordariomycetes, Sordariales, Chaetomiaceae. Gene Ontology annotation, molecular function: DNA-binding transcription factor activity. The coding region runs from base 1 to 1638 and encodes 545 amino acids. The transcript is spliced from 2 exons. The record is from RefSeq and is a predicted model, not a curated record.
AUGGCCAACCCCUAUGUUCUUGGGGCUGCUGCCUUUCCAUAUGAGGAGAUGCCCUUCCACAGCCAGACUUACAGCGGGAUGGAGGAUGGUUUCGGCGACUCGCCCCUGACCUACAUCGACCCUACUCUCCAGAGUCCUUCGCCCGCGCUUUACGGCAGCCCCUGGGAGCCGCCCGUCCACCGGUUCCCGAAGAGUACUGGGACGGCCCUCGUCAGUGGCGACAUCCCCAUGCACAUGGCAAGCCGCGCGCACAUGCGGUCCGCACUAGUCGUUCACCCAGGACCAUCGCCCUCGCAGAUCCGCUUCCCAAGCCCUCUCCCGUCGAGCGAGCCACCUUCAUCGUCCGGCAGCGCCCACAGUCCGUGUCCAGAAUCCGAACCGUACUACGAAAACUUCCCAAGGACGCCUCCUGACACGAACAUGUUUUCGCCCUAUCAAGCCCCGGCUCCCUUGGAACCCUUCUCGAGCGCACACGCCGUGCAGUUCACAAGCAUGGGCCCUAGCCUUGGCUCGGACUGCGUGAACCCUCUCGACGUGAACCCCAACCAGCAAGCCGACUAUUGCGAGAGCGACAAUGGUCUCAUCGACUUCAGCCUUGCCCAGACGAGGUACAGCUACGACAGCCACGCCGCAAGCCACUGUGACGCCGAGCCGGCACAAGCCGCCGUUGUCCACGACUUCGACACCGCCAAGCGUAUGGCAAGCCCAGAAGAGAUGCGCAGGAGCAGCAGGCAAAAAUUUUCUUCCUCCUCCUCUGCAGAGAACAGCGGCAACCCCAACGGCGCCAUCUUCAACCGCAAAGACCUCUUCACACAACACCUCAAGCGCAUGCACGCCCCCGCGGCCAUCAAGCACCUAGUCAACAACCCACCCAACCCGCCACCCCGAAAACAGAAAACCCCGCAGCAACCACACCCACAAACAGAAGAAUCCGAAGAAACCACCCGUCUCCUAGCACAAUGGAACACCCGGCUACGCGCCCUACAAGAAAGCUGCAAGCGCGACCGCUGCCGGCUGCCGAAAUACAUGGCCUGUCCCGUACUCGGAUGCGACCAUGCCGGGAGGACGGGUUUCCGCGGGGACGAUGCAUGGAACCAGCGCAUGGAGCACGUGGCGCGGCACAUGGAGCGGGCCGCGGCCGGGCUUGAGGCACGCGUCGUGUUUGGUGAUGUCCGUGGGGAUCCCACGCUGGUUCGGUGGGCGGCGGAUCCGGCGGUUGCGAUCAUCGUUCCCAGCAGGCGGGGGCGGCGUGGGCAUCCCAGUCAGGGUAGGCGUGGUCUGGGUUUGGGUCUGGAUGGGGAUGAGGAUGAUGGGGAAGGUGAUGGGCAAGGGCAAGGGCAGAUGUGGGAGCUCAAAAGUCCCCUGCAGAGAAAGCCCGGGGGGAAUGUGGUUGUCUUGGCGCCCGUAUUGGAGGAGGAGGAGGUGGAGGAGGAGGAGGAGGAGGUGGAGGAGGAGGAGGAGGAGGUGGAGGAGGAGGAGGAGGAGGUGGAGGAGGAGGAGGAGGAGGUGGAGGAGGAGGAGGAGGAGGCGGAUGACGGGGUUGUCGUAGGGGAGACGGUGUUUGUUGCUGAUGCUGAUGCUGAUGCCGAGGAGGUAGGCGAGGGCAGCGAGGAGGAUGCUGAAGGGGAGGACGACUAAGUGCUGUUGUUAAUGCCCAUGUUUUCCCCUUUCCUUCUUUUUUGUCGCUUCUCUGUUUCAUUAGGUCGAGUACGAUGGAAUUGUCCGGGCUACGGUUUCUUUACGAUGCAUGAUCACCAAGUUCCUUUCCUAAGAUACACAUUACGAUCGAGGACCGUAUCUCUCUGUCUCUACUGAUACCUCGGCUCUCUACACUUUCAUUGGCACGGAUUGUAAAAACCGAAAUACAACAGGCUCGCGGGUUCAC